This is a messenger RNA of Cylindrotheca closterium, 1509 nucleotides long. NCBI's taxonomy places the organism in Eukaryota, Bacillariophyta, Bacillariophyceae, Bacillariales, Bacillariaceae. The record is from the annotation of a GenBank genome assembly.
AUGGGUACUAAGGUAUCAGGGCCAAAGGUUUCGAUGUUGAUGGGAAAAUCGAGAGUCCAACGGAUAGCUCCCAACACUUACCAUGGGGGAGGCUUGUACCCAUUGGAUGGAAAGCCAGGAGUAAAGCCGUUUUUCAUAUUGAGAUCGGUCUUGGUUAAUGGAUGGGUAAGGCGAAGGUUGACGACGGUGGAAGAAUGGACAGUAAAGGAUGCGCCAGUGAGAAUAGUGAAGCUAGCUCAAGAGGCAGGGGAAGAUAUGAACCGGCUGUGGAAGUCAUUAAGACCUGGGCGGUGUCUGGAACAUGGAUUACGCCAUCUGCUAUCAGGGAUCGGUGUAACUGAUAGGGAUGGGCGGAUUUCCAAGAAGUUACUCACCUUCGGACGUGCCGAAAAGGAACCCCCAACUGGAGUCUCGGUAAAGCGUGGGAUUGCCGAAAUUACGCGAAGCUUGAAUGAAACUUCCUUGAGAAAGGAAUCGAAAAAGCUGAAGCAAAAACGGAUAUCCGCAUCGGAAAGAAUCGGUGAGACGCGAGCUGAGUUGGAAGGGCCGGAAGAUUGGGACUCGGAGGAAGAAGUGGAUGUUAAGGCCACUAAGAGCGAUGAUGCAAAGGUGGAUUUUUCCAAGUGGAACAAAGAAGUCAUUUGUACGCUGAGAUCUCCAGAGUUGCCAACAGUACAUCCAGCGUUAGCUAUCGUGACACGUUGGAUGGAAGACCGAGCUCUAAAUUCUUUUCGCAAUUGGAUGUUGAAGUGGUAUAAGAGAAAGACCACGAAGGGGUACUUUGACUGGAAACGCAGAGGUCCAACAAAGAACCCAAAAGAAGGUUCGGUAUGGUGGGACGUACAUACGGGAGAGAAUGGCGAGUCUGCUCUGAAACACCAAAGACAUAUUUGGACUGAGAAUGGUCGCACUCUAUAUGAAGCGUGGUGGAGACAGAAUUAUGAGGAGGAUCAAAAGGAAGCAGAAGCGGCUUGGGAUGCUCUAAGUCGUCUCGCUGAUACUACUUGGUGGGAAUGGAAGGGCGGAUCUAGAUGCAUGCAUUGGAAGUGGCCGAGGUUUUACCAGAGUACAAUACGCGAUGGUCUCAAAGGACGUUUCAAGUACACACCCAAAGCCUGGACCCAACCUCAGCGGUCUGGGCAGAAUCCUAAAGCUCACGGACUGAUGAAGAUCAAACUUCAGCUGGUUCGAGCAAAGCGGUACAUCACGAAGGGAUUCGUCAAGUCAUUGACUUCAUUCUUUGGAGUGGAUAAAGGCCUGUUUGAUAUCAGAAUGGUGUAUGACGGUACCAAAUCAGGACUAAACGAUUCUCUGUGGGUGCCGGGAUUUUCCCUGCCAACUGUUGAUACAAUGCUAAGGGCGGUCACGUACGAUACUGUCAUGAGCGAUUUUGACAUUGGAGAUUGUUUCUUAAAUUUCGUAUUGCAAGAGACUCUCCAAUCUUUGUGCGGAGUGGACCUCACUAAUUACUUCGGAGAAGGUGAUAUCUUAUGGGAACGCUGGGUUUGA